GCGUCUCUGCUGUGGGUUGGGCUCCUCUUGCAGGACCGCUCCAAACUAUUCCGGAUCAAAAACAGUAGCUCAGGACACCACUGCUGCUGCGGCUGCUGCUGCUUUCUCAGAGUUGGAGCUCUCGCCUCCUCCGCGUCGAUCAGAGGUUCGGUCUGUCCAGCAUUGAGGGGGGGUUCCCUCAGUGACCCGCCGCUGCCUCACCUGCACAGGCAGGAUGCGCUCCCGGGCUGCGCUCUCCUGGUCUACCUCCCUCCUUUGUUUGCUCUUCCUUUCUCCCGUGUCUCCCUCCACCUCCUCUCGCCCUCAGUGGAUUCUCCAGCGUGUCCCUGUGGUCUUGCCCGAGAAGACUGAAGAUCAGCCGACCCCCCACUUCCUGUCUGAAGCUCGUUUGGACGUCGCCUCAGGUUGUGACCCAGAUUGUCACAAGAAAGCCACUCGUCUGAGCUACUGGGAUCUGCGGCGUCUUCUGGCCUUUGAGACGCUCCACUCUGACGGACGACUCACUGAGACCGCCAUUGGGAUUUAUGGAUACAACCCCAACUUGAACACCAGUCCGGCCUACUCCUCCUCUGGGUCUUCUGCUAAGGCCCAGCGCUCACGUGUCAGAAAACGAAGAGAGAUCUUUGGGCAUGAUGGGCGUUUCAGCAUCGCAGGCCAGAACUUCCUGUUGAAGUUUCCAUUCUCAGUGGCGGUCAAACUGUCCACUGGAUGUUCUGGCACGCUGGUAGGAGACCGGCACGUCCUCACUGCUGCUCAUUGUGUGCACGAUGGUAAAAACUAUGUGAAAGGAGCCCAGAAGCUUCGGGUUGGCUUUUUAAAAUCUAAGCAACGAGACGCACCACAGUCUACCAUGAACCUUACCAACCAUGUUGAGGGAGGGCCCGCCCUGUACACACCGCCAACCAAAGACAAAAUGAAGUUCCAGUGGAUAAGAGUCAAGCGGACCCAUGUUCCCAAAGGAUGGAUCAAAGGGAAUGCCAAUGACAUCGGGAUGGACUUCGACUAUGCUUUGCUUGAGCUCAAGAAACCCCACAAACGUCGGUACAUGAAGUUAGGGGUCAGCCCCCCAGCACAGAGACUUCCUGGCCGUCGAGUUCACUUCUCGGGGUUUGAUAACGACCGCCCAGGACAGCUUGUGUAUCGCUUCUGUCAGGCUGGUGAGGAGACACCAGAUCUGUUGUACCAGCACUGCGACGCUCAGCCGGGCGCCAGCGGCUCAGGAGUGUACGCCCGGAUGUGGGACAGACGCCGGGGGCGAUGGGAGCGUAAGGUGAUAGGCGUGUUCUCUGGCCAUCAGUGGGUGGAGAAACUAGGAGUGUCUCAGGAGUUUAAUGUAGCGGUGAGAAUCACGCCCCUGAAAUAUGCCCAGAUUUGUUACUGGAUAAAAGGCAACUUUGUGGACUGCAGAGAGGGGUGACAGAGAAGGAAGGACCUCACAGGGGUGUAGCUACAAACCACCAACCCAAUUACAGAUCCUUGUGGAAAAUUGGGCACCACAAGGGGGGGAAUCAGAUAAAAAGAUACAUAAACGUACACCACACUUUGUGCUGUUUUAUAUUAGUUUAAAAAAUGUACUAACCAAAACAAAUUGAUUUUAAAUGGUCUUUUAGGUGCUAAAAUAUAUAUUGUGCAUCACUGCGAUAAAUUAAAGCAAUUUCUCUAUAUAGUAAAAAGCUCCUACUAAAAAAACAAAAAACCAAAAAGCUCCUACUGAGCUGACACUUGUUGCACUGUUGAGACUUUCUACUGAAAACUUUUGCGAAUGAUUGUACCAAAGCGUCAAAAUGUUACCUUCUGGAAGGGCUUAACUCCUCUUGGUCGACAUAUUUGUCUUCACCAGUAUAUUGUACUAAAUUUACAUCGAAAAGGGUUUUCAGGUUAUUUGAGGAUCGAAUUGUGAAGUAUUGUUUUCCAGUCUGGACAGUUCAAUCAUUGCUACUUGCUGCCACCUGGUGGCCAAAUAUAGCACUACAGUUUCUUGCUUGAUUUCGCCUUCACUCUGUUUCAUUUGUGCCUUUUCUUACACGAGACUGUGGAAGAUUAAAUGAAAUAUAUUCUUAAAAAAGAGGGUAUGUCCAAUAUGCUUUAUUAUUCCGCUUGUUUGACAUGUAUAUUUAAUUUCCCUUUGAGGAUCAAUAAAGCAUUUUAUUUCUUUUGACUCAUGUAUUACACCUGGACAUUCAGUGUUGAUAGGGACACAUUUUCAAGAUUCAGAGAAAGUUGACACGGAAUCCUGUUGAACGUCGAUAUACGGAGCAGCCAAUUUAAAUCUGGAUCUUGCUGUAUGGCACAUCCAAAA
Molecule: messenger RNA, 2299 nt
Organism: Oryzias latipes (Japanese medaka)
Lineage: Eukaryota; Metazoa; Chordata; Actinopteri; Beloniformes; Adrianichthyidae
Product: serine protease 23-like
Biological process (GO): proteolysis
Molecular function (GO): serine-type endopeptidase activity
Source: RefSeq, a predicted model, not a curated record